CUACUCAAUGGAAAAAAGUAUGCAAAUGUGCGCGUGCGUGAGUGUGUACGUUAGAUUGUCGGGCGUCCGCCAUCUUGUGCAAUUUAUUCAUCUAUACGAUUAUUGAAUCAUUCUGCUUCGCAAUUCGGGCAGAUGCGCUCGGCGUAAUAACGUUGCACGACUCGUCAAAAAUUUUAUGUUCAAGUUAACUAAUCGUUACAUUGAAUAUAUUAUUCACAUAUUAUAGUUGUAACUUAUUGUUUCGUCUCCUACCCUUUCGAGCAGCAGGCGUUGGAUAUGAGAGGCAAUCGCCACAACCACUGACACGUUCAAACUUCAAAGACCUGGCGGACCCACGGCACAUCACCCGAUCGCCGUGUCAUCGCAUUCCGUGGUGGAAGUAUUGAAACUUGACAUCUGAACUAAACAAAAUCUACAAUGACUGCCAAGGAAAAAGAAGUAGCAGAAGAAUAUUGUAAUGCGUUAGCCGACCUCAACAUCAAUAGCAAGCCUUUGAUAAACAUGUUGACAAUGCUGGCUGAAGAGAACUCAGCUUAUGCGCCAAUCAUUGUACAGUGUAUUGAAAGACAACUGCAUAAGGUGCAAGCCGACAGCAAGUUACCAGUACUUUACUUAAUUGACUCGGUCAUGAAAAACAUUGGGCAGCCAUAUACACCACUUUUCAUUCAAAAUAUCGAGAAACUUUUUGCUAGCACUUUCAUUAAAGUUGAUGAAAAAACUAGAGGAAAUAUGUACAAAUUGCGCUCUACGUGGAAUGAUGUUGUAACACCUACUAAACUUCAUGCACUUGAUGUAAUGAUUCAUUCAAUUGAUAAAAAUUGGCCUCUAAGUGCUGCUCCACCAAACAUUCAUGUUAAUCCAAAAUUUCUAAAUAAUGUUAAUCAUACUGAGACACCGAAACCUGUACAACCAAUUAUACACAACGAUAUAGAAGAAGAUAUGUCUUUGCGGGAAAAAUUCAUUAAGAAACAAAAAGAAUUACUUGAAUUACAGCAAAAAAAAUUGGAACUGGAAUUAUUGCAAACCAAAAAUCAAAUAGAAAUUCAAAAAAAAAGAUCAAUGAACAAGAUAAAUCUAUCAAAAAAUGCUUUUAACGCAAGUACAUCUUCAACUGUGAGUGUUUCAACUUCAACUGAAGAAAUAUAUGCAAAAAUCCAGUCAUCUGAAAAUUCUCGAAGAAUAACUGAGAAUUCAGUUAAAAUGGUUGAUGUAUCUUCCGUCAGUUCUGAGUCACCAUCAAUGCCAAUUAAAGUUAUUGUUUCACCUUCUAAAAAAUUCCAACCAACAUCUUUGCCUGCAGUACAAUAGUUUAAUAAAAAUCCUUCACAACCAUUUGUAUCUCAGCAACACAAUUCAGACAUGGUUGUUUCCAGUCCAUUUUUCAAUGUAAACCAACAAAUUGCCAAAAUCAACCCAGUCAGUACACAAUUAUUACAAACUCUAAACCGCGAUCCACGUUUAAGAAAAGUCGAAAAUGCUGUAAAGCCAUCACCAUCAGUUACCAAUGAUGUUAAACAACCAAUUCUCAAAAAUAAAGAUGAUAAAAAACUUGAAAAGCCCAAAAGAGACAGUGGUAAACAUAGGGAAUCAUCAAAAAGAAAAGAAAGAAGUCCAAGCUGUUCCCCUUCUAAAAAAGAACUCCCAAGAAAGACCCAUAAAAAAACUGACCGCAAAGAAAGAAGCUUAAAAGAUGAAAAAUAUCACAAAAGAAGAGAUGAAAAAAAAAUUAUUAAAGAAGUGGACUUAAAGAAAAAAAAUGUAUUAUCAAGUGUAAAAAAUGAUCAAGAUGAAACAGUGACUAUAAAAGAGGCAAUAUUGCCAAAAAUUAAAGAAAAGUUAUUUAAGGAUGAACCUAAAAAUGAUGUUAAUCUUCCUAGUCAUGAAAGUAUUGAAAUAAAUGCUUCUAAAGACGACAAUUUAGUUACUGAAGUAAUUAAUGAAAUUGAUAUGAACAAUUCUGAAAACAUUAUUUCUGAAUUAGAAAAAACUGAUUCUCUGGAAGAUUCUGAUUCUUUAAAACGUCUUCGUAUUUACAUGCAAACAAUGAAGAAAUCACCUGACCCAUCAACUGCUGCUCUGCCACCAUUAGAAAUGAAAAAUGACUCAGACAUCCAUGCUGUAAAAUCCAAUCAAAGUAUUCUUGCAGACACUAUUAUCAAACAACAAAAUGACAUUGACCUAAGAAUUAAAGUCCCAACUGUGAAGAGGACCUCCGAUUCAAUCAAAACUGAUGAUAUAGAACCCGCAGCAAAAAAGAGCAAAUCUGAAAUCAUUGAUGAACUCUUUGGUGCAGAAGAUGUGGAUUUACGAACAUUAUCUGCUCCCCCUAUUGUACCCACACCACCACCUCCGCCACAAAUAUCUGAAAAACCAAAUCCUGAGGUUGGUAAAUCUUGGGCAAAAUAUAAGGAAAUCAAACCAGAUACAUUUAAAACACCAUACAAGUCUCCUACCAAAAAAAUUCCUUGUGAGUUGAAUGAAAAAUUAAUAGAAAAUAAUGAUACAAUGGACGUAGAUAUGAGAGCUAAACCUACACAAAACAAUAAAAGCCAUAUUCUAAGACAAGCUGAAGAAGCUUUAAACGCUGGAAGCAUAUCUUUUGAUGAAUAUAAAAAAAUUAUGUGUCAGGUUAUUGAAAUGACGGAAGUUGAAAAAUUAGAAGAAGUCAAUAAUACAGAAGAUACUAAUACUAAGUUAAAAGAGUACAUUAUUCCAAAAAUUACUCUACCUGUUAUUGGAAAUGGUACUGAUUUAAAACCUACCUUAGUGGAUACAGCAACUAUUAUUGAAAAACCUGUCGACGAAAACAGUCCUGGGCUUGGCUCUUGGAACGUAGUUAACAAAAAACCAAGUGAUGUCAGCGGAAGUGAUAGCGACUGUUCUUCAAAAAGUUGUUCCACUGGUUCAGAUGAAUCAAAAAAAAUUAACAAGAAAUCAGAUUCUGAGGAUCGAACAGUGUAUAAAAGGCGUAAAACAACAUUCAAACGCAAUGAAAAGGAAAAUUCUAAAACUCGUACGUGGAGAAAUAAUAAAAGUUGGAAUUCAAGACCAGAGAAUGGGUCUAGAUUCCCUCCAAAUAGAAUUGAACCUUGGUCUAGAGGCCCUCGUCCAAAUUAUUCUCAUUCGACAAGAUCUCUUGUUCCACCGCCCAUGUAUGAAGUGCCUAGACCAACUGCUCCGUUUGCAUCUUCUUCGCCUGAUUGGACAGUUCCUGUUAUUCCUCCUUCAGAUCCUGUAAUAUUGGAUAUGAUUGCUCAUGAUGCUACAAAAACUAUCAGUAUUGAUGGUGUAUCAAGAGAAGUACGAUUUUAUGGUCCAACAGCAAUUACUUUUGUAUCUUGGGACGAUCCUAGAGAGAUAUACUUCCAAGGAACUCCAAAAAAUGUUAUAUUUGAUGAUCUUUUUCCAGUUUUAUGUCAUUUCAAUAGUCCUGAUAGAGAAUUUUUAUUAGAUGGUCAACCUCAUAGAGUACGGUUAGGUGCACCAACUCGAGAACUUUAUUUAGAUGGCAAUUUCUAUGAAUGUUUUUUUGGAGGCUCUCCAAUCUUUACAGACCUUGGUGGUGUUAAAAGAUCUGUUAAACUUGAAGGUCCUCCUCCUUCAGUUAAUAUAGGCAACACAAAGCGAUCAGAUUUAGUUGCUGGUCGUAUAGCCAUUAUUAUUGAUAACUCGUACACUGUACCUGUCUAUUUAGAUGCUAAACCACAGCGUAUUGAUGUGGGUAACACAGCACUUAUUUUCCGUUUUAUUGAUGGUUUGAUGAGAGCUAUGAUUAAUGACCAACCGUUUAAAGUCAACUAUAAUGGACCACCACAAGCAAUUAUUGUAAGAGGCAAUAAACAUUACUUAAGAUUCACAGGAUUACCACCAAACAUUAGACCAGGUUAUGCUGCUAUUUCUCAAAUGAUGGGUGUGGUACUAACUGAAGAUUCUUCUACUGAAUCUUUACCUCCAAUACCUGCUCCACCAAUGCCAUCAAAUUUCACUGGUUUUGAAAUGACUACAUUAACACCAAAUGAAGAUAUUAACCAGCUUCCUACUCAGUCAUUCUCUUCUUCGUAUUCUUUAGCACCAACUACCGCAACGCUACCUCUACUUUCUAAUGUUGUUCAGAAAUUGGAAUCUGUUACAAGUACAUAUGUACCACCACCAGUAACUGCACCUACAAUACCUCCUGUCUUACCUAGUGAUAUGGAUAUUAAUGAGUUAUUUAAGAAGUUAGUGGAUAGUGGAAUUGUACCUAAGGACAAACCAAAAGAAGUUGUCCAAUCAAAACUAAAAAAGAAAGAGAAAGAGGCAGAAAAUUUAACGAUAAAACCUGUUGAUUUUUCAGAUCCUUCGUCUUUAAAACAAAAACAACCAGGAUUAAUUCACAACUUAUAUACAGGAAUUCAGUGCAGUUCUUGUGGUAUUCGUUUUACUGCAGAGUUUACCAUUAAGUAAAGUAGUCAUUUAGAUUGGCAUUUUAGGCAAAAUAGACGUGAAAAAAUGGCAAGCAAAACGGUCCAAUCUAGAAAAUGGUAUUAUGAUACUAGUGACUGGUGUAAAUAUGAAGAACAAGAAGAUGAAACCACUAGAGCUGCAAGUUGGUUUGAUAUACAAGCAGAAAAAGGUGCUAAAGAAGAUGAAAAAUUAGAAGAAGAGAAUGUUCCUUGUGUUCCAGCUGGUGAAAAUAGUGAACUAGCUGCCUGUUAUUUGUGUCAUGAUCAGUUUGAACAAUUUUAUAAUGAAAAAGAUGAAGAGUGGCAAUUGAAGAAUUGUGUGGAAAAGGAUAAACGACUGUAUCAUCCUAUGUGCCAUGAUGAUAUGAUUAAAACUCGAGAGGAAAAAAUUCGUAAGAGAAAUCGAGCUAUUGAGGAAGCUAAGAAAUUGGAAAGUCAAAGAAUAGAAAUUAAAGAAGAACAAUUGGAAUUAAAAUUGGAAGAAGAUAUAAAAAUCAAAUAUGAAGAAAAAGAAGAAAUACAAUUGAAAGAUGAAGAAAAGCUUUUAACUGAGAAAGAUUCAUUAAUAAAGAGAGAAAUAUUGAUAAAAAAAGAACCAAUUGACAUUAAAGAAGUAAUUUCAGAAAAAGAAGCAGUUAUAGACAAGGAAACUGUUACAAAGACUGCUACAGUUAUGAAAAUAGAAACAGAAACAGUUAUGGAAACAGAAACAGUUAAGGAAAUAGAAGCAGUUGUAGCAACAGAAACAGUAACAUUUAAGGAAACGGAAACUAUUAAGGAAGCAGAAUCGAUUAAACUAAGAGUAAAUGAAGAGCAAAUUACAGAUGAAAAUUUAAUUCAAACUUCUAUUCAAGAAUCAGAGACUGAAGAAAGUAUGAAAUCAAAGAACUAUGAAGAUUUGGAAAUUCCUGACACUAUGGAGAUAAUUCAAGUGACUGAAGUUUUAUCACCUAAAUUAGUAGAUGAACCCAUUGUUGAAAAUAUUAACAGUUUGUCUUCCCCUCCAAUCACUCAAGAAAUUGUACCUGAAGAAAUUAAACCAAAAUCUCCAUCCCCUGUUUCUACAAUGACAUGUUCUAUUGAUGGAAAUACUAACACUGAAUGGAAUGUGCCAGUUGCUCCCGCAAUGGGGACAAUCAAGAUAAACAUCAGUCAAAAAAUUACACCUGUUGUAAAAUCAAACGUCGCCUCUGAAAACACAACCAUUGAACCACAAUCACCUCCAGAUUUCACACAGACAUUCGGGGAAAUUGAUCCUGAUCAACCACCACCGCCAGGGCUUGAAAUGGAAACUGUAGUGGCUCCUAAAAUACAAAGAGAAAUGAAACCGAGACUGAUGCUUAAUGCAAAAAAACUUAAGGAAUAUCCAAUAGUAAAUAAAGGUAAAGAAAUGUCAGGAUUAUGUUCAAUUAUGUAAAAUAUAUGUGGCCUAUGUUGUGAAUAAAUUAACCUAUAAUAUUAUAAUAUUUGAAAUGUAUAUAAUAUAUACCUGUUUAAAUGUUGUAAAUGUAUG
Myzus persicae (green peach aphid) is the source of this 5955-nucleotide messenger RNA. RefSeq lists its product as uncharacterized. Lineage: Eukaryota; Metazoa; Arthropoda; Insecta; Hemiptera; Aphididae. Gene Ontology annotation, biological process: termination of RNA polymerase II transcription. Gene Ontology annotation, molecular function: RNA polymerase II complex binding; mRNA binding. The transcript has 14 exons. Gene Ontology annotation, cellular component: mRNA cleavage factor complex; cytoplasm. The record is from RefSeq and is a predicted model, not a curated record.